This is a messenger RNA of Microdochium trichocladiopsis, 642 nucleotides long. RefSeq lists its product as uncharacterized. The coding region runs from base 121 to 525 and encodes 134 amino acids. The record is from RefSeq and is a predicted model, not a curated record. The transcript has a single exon. NCBI's taxonomy places the organism in Eukaryota, Fungi, Ascomycota, Sordariomycetes, Xylariales, Microdochiaceae.
CAGUCGUGCUGCCAAGUUUGGAACUCUAAUUCCCCCAUCACAGAGCGGUCGGUCCCCCGGCCCCUGCCACCUGGGCGGGCCCGCCUUCACAAGGUUAUCUCAAGCCUGAGCUCCAGGUGGAUGGGAUCUAGCCGGGUCGUUCUUAAAUCGCUUGUCCUCCCAGGCCUGAUCGCUUCGCACGAGCGCCUGCGUAAUCUCCUCCUGAACAAGCUCGCAACUACAAAACCAGUUGAUUGCCUCUUGUUCUCGUUCCUCGAGUGUCUGCAGUCAAAAGCCUCUCACCAUAACACUUCACCGACUAAUCCUCGCCGUUGCAAGUCACUCCCUGCUCAACUCUGGGUCACCAUUGCGCAAUCAGUCCACAUAGCUGCCUCAUCUGGACGGCUAGGAACACACCCAUUGCGAUCGGCAGGGCACACUUGCGCAACCUCUCCCGAAACCCACUCUUCGCCAAACCCAGGCCCACCCCCCAAUCGUCGAUCCGCUACCAAGCAAGCACAUCAUCCCACCGCCAUAACGAUAUAACAUUCUGACGUCCGCGGAGCUUUUGGCGAUCGGUUGCCGUCCCUACAAGUAUUCUCUUAUAUGCACCGCCCCUCAGGCCAGCCCUCAGAACUGGAACCAUCCUCGAGAACGAAACCG